This is a messenger RNA of Lymnaea stagnalis (great pond snail), 12376 nucleotides long. The record is from the annotation of a GenBank genome assembly. Lineage: Eukaryota; Metazoa; Mollusca; Gastropoda; Lymnaeidae.
CGAGCCUUUGUUGAAACGGACAUAUAGUGUUGUUGUCGUUGCUAUGCGAGGUUGAUGCGAGGGAAUAAUAUUUGUUGUGAUUGUUACCUGCUGAUGGUAGGUCCGUAAAUAUAUACAAUCGUUACGAACAUUAAUUAAAAUUACAUCAAAAUGAGUUACAUAAACCUAGGAAGAGACAGCCUACCGGCAAUUAACUCAGCAAGAAGAAUAAAAAGUCUUGAAGAAGAACUGCAAUGGUACAGAUCGAGAGAAAGUGGCGGUGUUACAACAAGUGGACGCAUGACGCCGGUGGGAAUACUGAAAUAUGAUAAUAAGUAUGAGGGAAAUGAAACCCGUAGACAGUUGAAUGAGGUAGGUUGUUAUAUAUAUUUUUUAAAGUUUAACAUGACAUACCUAAUGCCAAAUAAAUAAAUAUCAUAAGACAUGACAUAAGUCAUUAAAAUAAUUAAAAUAAUAAAUAGUUACUCAUGUUAAAGUUACAACACUAGUAACUAGCUUUCACACUUUCAGUCAGCAAAAGUGUCAAAAGAAACAUCUAGGCUACACAAUUAAAAUAAUUAAUAAAAUUGGCAAUAUAAUAUAAUAUCUAAUAAAUUUAAACUAGGUCACACGUUUAUUAUUGAUUAUUUUUCAUAAGAAAUCUUAAGUAAUUGACUAAAUAUAAAACUUUAAAAGGUAGAAUUAUGUUAGAUCUACUCAAUAUUUAUUUCAUAUAGCCUAUAUUUGAAAACAUGCAGCCUUAUCUUAUUCUAGUUUAUACAACUUAUUUUAAAGGGAACUUUUUAUUUUCAAGCUUCAAGAUCAAGUCAAAUCAUUCCGUGAUGAGCUGAAAAAGAAAGACAGUUUAAUUCAGCACCUUGUGAGUUUGGAGUCAGCACCAAAAGUUCCACGUGCUCCUGAUUCUUACAGGGUAAGAAUAAGAAAAACUAAAUAUUGCAGAAUCAAACAAAAAAAUGUUAUAACAAGUUAUUAUUGUUAAAAAGGUUAAAAAAAUUAUUAUUUUUUUUACAAAGGGGUCGUCCAUUAAUUUACGUCAACAAAAUGGGGGUGGGGGUGGGAGGGGGGUUUGGAAAUGUUUGACAAGGUGGAGGGGUGGGUUACAUGGGACCCGGGUCCGAAUGGUGGCGCUGUGUCCGGAUAAAUUUUUACUAAAUGCUAUUCGGAUGUGGUAGUUUAUUUUAAUUAAACUGAAGAAGUAAGUUUACAAACAUAUAGUCCAUUCAAUUAUCUUUCAUUUGAUACCUCAUUUUGUCUUAUAAACCUAACAAUAAUAUUUGAAAUAGUUUUUUAAUCCCAACCUCUCACUUCUGGUACCUGGGUGCGUAUAGCCACUUCAUUUUUUUAAUGUGUGCACUGCUGAUGGCUGGUCAGAAUGUUAGCACAUUUAUUUAAUGCUAGAGAAGUCAAAAGUUGGCCUCUCUUCGACUGUAGAUUCUAUUUGUCGCAAAUGUCUAGGGCGGUAUGUUUGUGGUCAUGUUGCAGGUAUGGAACAAGGACAAGGUUCAAGAGUCAUGUGCAGUCAAGAUAAAUGAUAUUGAUAGAGUAGGAAUAAAAUAUUUUUAGAAUUAGAGGAAAGGGAGUAAAAAUAAUAACAUCGCUGCUGAACGGAUUUUCAAAAUCUGUUACAUCUAUUUUGCAUCACAAGUCAUGUUGAAAUAGCAAGUUCAACAGCACAGACAGUGCAUAAGAUAUUACCACUUGCUCCUUAACAAAAAAGAAUUUGACUAAUGCCAGGAGACAGAGAGAGCUUAUGGCAAUUAUUGCUAACACUGAAAAUGCUUCUAUUGUAAGUGCUAAAUGGUUAGAUGAGGCUGAUGUUGACUUGUCUGGUACAUCAUCUCUGCAAGAUAAAAAUGAUAAAUCAGCUACUAUGCCCAUUGCUACGAUAAAACAACAGCUGGUUACUCCCUGGGAGGACGGUAGCAGCUAGAAACUAUGCUACAAUUGUCAGCUAUGCUGACAAUAAUCAUAUUUCUACUUCCACAAACAAAGAUAUUUAGUCUUUAAAACCCUUGUCAAUGAUUCUUCAUUAUAUAAUUUAAGUGUAAAAACUUUUAAAAUUAUUAAUUAACAAGCUAAAGAUGCAAUGAAAUGAUUUUCCUACCAGUUUGUGUUAUUAAAAUAGAUACUCACAAAGUAAAAUGUAUUUAUAUAUUUAUUUAUAUUAUAAUUCAUUUUGUUUUGGGGGGUGGGGUGUAUAUUAAUGUUAGCACAAUUACUGGGGGGGGGGGGGGUCCCGGAAAGUUUGAAAGUUUUUGACAGGGGGGAUGAGGGGGGGAAAAAAGCCACGGGGGGGGGGUGGUUGUCCAUGAGCUUGACAGUUUUUGACAGGGGGGAUAGAGGGGGUAAAAAAUUGCUUAAAAUUUGUUGAUGUAAUUAAUGGACGGCCCUGAAGACCUAAUUUUAGGAAAAUAUAUUUUUGUUCACAUGUUUAUUUUUUUUUUAGCUGGACAGUUUGUACCUUGGGGAAAGAUCAGCUUUAGAUUUGACAAGGAGUGAGCUUGCGGCUUUACAAGUUAAAUUUGAAAGAGCUCAAGCACAGGUACUUUUUAAAAAUAUAUUUUUUCUUUGAAAAAAAAUAUCUUCAAUCACUUAUUAUAAUCAUCCAUGAUAUAAUAAUACUGAAUAAACUGCAUUAUUGUUUUUAAAUAUUUUUGGAAAAAAUUAUAAUACUCUUAAAGCCUUGCAUCAUUACUAAAACAAUCCUAUACUUUGAUUUUAUAUAAUUCUAUUUCAUUUAGUUCCUUAAGCAUAAUUUAUAAAAGCUGUAUUAAUUCUUUCUUGUUUAAAAAAAAAAUAAAAUAGAUUCACGAUCUCCAAGGGGAAUUGGAAACCAAAGACAUAAAAAUUAAAGAACUUCAACACCUUCUAGAUACAACAAGAGGCACAGAAACCAGAUUGGGAAACAUGGUGGCAUCACUACGAGAAAAACUUGGAGAGUAUGAGUCACGGGCAGGAUCCUAUGAAACUGUCGCUAACCGAGGGGAAUUCACAAUAACAGCACUCCAACAAGAAAACAGGGAAUUAAGUGACAAGAUUUUGGAACUUGAGCAAAGGCUUAGGUGAGAUCUGGGGGAUUUUAGUAUGUAAAUAAUUCAUAACACAGUAAGAGGAAAAGAAACUGAACCCAAUUUUUAGUUUUGGUUAGUUUUUAUUUUGUGAAAUAAUUUAAUCUUAAGUCAAUUAUCUCAUUGUUUACAAAGAUAAAACAUAAUAAUCAAGAAUCAAAUGAUUUGAAUAGUUGCUAUAUCAAAGAGCAAAUCAAUAAAGGCACUACUAAAAUUCUUUGUUUGUAGAAAAUAAUACAUUAAUAUAUAUAUAUAAAUUAAAAAAAAAAUCUAUGCUCAUUACUAUGAAUGAGUGAAGUAAAGACUGAAAGAAAUACAACGAACACAGUACGAGCACAAAAAUAGUUUUUAAAAAAUUAAAGAAAAAUUUAUUAAAUCUAAAUUUAAAUUAUAUAGGAAAACCUUUUGAGCUCUAGAUAUACCCAUUUCUCCCAUUUUUUCCACAUCUAAAGAGAUAAAUUGAGUCCACAAAUCGUCAAAAUAUACUCUGUAUGUGAAGUGGAUAAGAUGUAAAAUUUCAUGUAUGAAAAUUGCAAACAAGUACAAAAUUAAUGUAUUUACUCAGUUGAAACCUCAUUUUAUUAUUAUUUGUUUCUAGUUUUUACCAUUAAGUUCUUCAAACUCUUACAAUUUCAAUGAAAUGGAAUAAAGUAUGAUUGAAAUGAAACUUUUUUGGAUUAAAAAAUUUCACAGAGAUAAUAAAUAGAUGAUGAUUUAAUGUCUAAAUGGUGUAUUUGAAUGUAUCUUCAGAAAACAAUUGGAAAACCGUGAAGAAUCAGAGUCCAGACUGAUGACUGAUAGCAAACGACUCAACGAUCUCCUCGGGCAGAUAAGGAGCUUGUUUUAUACAGAUGAUAUAGUUGAUGCCUCCCCAGCAUCUAUUGACAUUAUUAUGCACAAGGUAAAUAACUCUCUAUUUUUUUUGGAUAGUCUUCUCCAUAUCCUUUUAAUUCACUAUCCUCUCUAUGACUCACUCUUAAUAUAGUAGUAUACCUUUUGUUAAUUUUAUAUUGGAAUGAAUGUACUGGGAAAGUUCACGUAAUACAUAUAACACAAGUGUACUUUUACCAUUAUGUAUGCCAAAUAUGUUAAAAACAUAGUUAAAGAGUUUUUUUAACCAGUAUAUGGAUAUGGAACCAACUUGUUUGCUCAUUUUGUUAUUUUCAAGUAUUUGUUUGAACAUAUUUAAGGUCUAGUAUGCCAGAUAAAAAGAUAUCACUGCCGUUUGCAUACAAAAUAUUUUUCAAAGAAUGCAUUGAUGUUGCAAGUUUGUUUUUUGCAAAUGAAAAGAAAGAAGAAUGAGGUUUGUAAGUGUCUAAAAAAUGAUUUUUUUGCCUUAGUUGAACCAAUCACCUUAGUGAAUUGAACUGGUUGAUACUACUUAGUAUAUGACAUAAAAUUGAUUGUAUAAUUUAAAAGAAAAAAUAAGAGGCUCUAGAAUUAAUAUUUUUACUCAUAUUUAAUGAACUUAACGAGAUUGAUUUCUAUACCAGUUCAAAUUUCUUGUCCCAGUCCAAAUAUUUGCUCCCUUAUUUUAGUAGGUUCCUGAUGACCCAUAAUGUAUAAUCUUUGCCUACUUCCUUUGUGUGGAAGAUAUUUUAAUCUUUCAAAAUUUUACUUUUCUUUAAUAAAUGCCUUAUUUAAAAAAUUCUUGACUUCCUUUUUUUUUGUACCAAAAUUUAAAAAUUUAAUAUUAUUUAAUUCUGAAAAGAGUUUGUUUUUUUCCCCCCAUAAAAAGCUGAAUGACCUUGUCCAAGAGAAUGCCAUGCUGAAAGGAAAGAUUAUGACCAUGAAUGAGCACUUAAAUGAGACACAGCUGGAAACGAAGGCCAGCAGGGAAACAAUAAUGAGACUUGUAUCCGAAGUAGGCCGUGAGCAAAAAGUUGCCACCAGGUACACUUCAGAUAUUGAAAAUCUUAGACUGGUAAGUACUUCUCUUUAUUCAUAUUAGCUCAUUUAAAUAUCAGACUGUUUAAAUUAUAGGUUUCAAAUGUAAUCACGAAAAUUAAUGACUUAACUAGGACUUAUAUAGCAAAAUUUAUGAGAAAUAGAUUGUGAUUUUUGCCCUUAGUACAUAAUAGGAAUAAAGAUUUAAUAAUCCUUGUCAAAGGAGAAAAAAUAAAAUGAAUAAUUCAUAUUUUUCAUUCCAUCUCAAAAUAUUUUAAAUUAACUUAAGCACAUCAUAUCCAAAAGCACUAUAAAAACUUUAAUUUUUUCAAGUGAUCUGAAAUUUUAAUCAACAUUCAAUAAUAAUACCCUGAAAAUAAAAUUCCAAGCUAUGACCAUUUUGUAGCUUAUUGACCCCAUUACAUGGGGAACACAAACAUAGAAACUAUUUUACAAAAUUAUAAAAAUUGAUAGUUAUUGAUUUUUUCAAAUUCAUUGAAACUAGGCGUUUUCAAAGAAAAAAUAUAAUGUAAAAUACAUGCAUCACUCAAUUAAAAAAAUUGAUUAUGACCUGCUUUUAGUGUGUUCAUGUUUAAUUGAUUAUGACCUGCUUUUAGUGUGUUCAUGUUUAAUUUUGAUGUUUAGAUCCCCUAAUAUAUUUACAUUGUUUUAAUGUGCAGGAGAGAGAUAAUGCAUUGGCAGCUCGACAUGAUUUGGAGCGUGAGAUUGAACUUCUCAAAGAGCGCCUGGAUGCCAGUCAUAGGGCCUUGGAAGCUACCAGGAAUGAACUCCAGCUAAAGGAGAGCAGGUUCAGCUCCCUUGACAGAGAUUUACGUGAGAAAGCCCACAACAUUCGUUCGACAAGCACCCAGUUUGACCUUUUCCGUGAGCAGCUGGCCAAUUUCUUGAGCACACCCCAAAACAAUGUUAAUCCUUCUGAAGAUAGUGUCAAAGAAGCUGUGAGACGCCUGGCAACAGAUAGGAAAGAACUUAGUAUGGUGAGCUGGUUAAAAGGUUCUAAACAUUAUGGGAGAAAUAAUUUGGUUGAUAGCAUUUGAUUUUGGGAAGUGGGUUCAGAUUUUUUGUGAAUCAGUUUAGCGAAUCAACAGACGCAUAAAGUCCUACUUUUAAUACUUUUCUUUAUCUGAGGCUAAAAUGUGGAUAUUAACUCUUUUGCUGCGGAAUUUUUUUUUAAUGAAAAAAUGUACACUUUUUUUUCAAAGAGCGAACAUGAGUGAGAGGUUGGGUCUAUUAAAAAAUAUUAAAAAUAUUAAUGUUUGAUUUAUAAGGGUAAAUUUGGCAUCAAAUGAAAGAUAAUUGAAAGGACUAUAUGUUUGUAAACUUAUUUCUUCAGUUUAACUAAAAUAAGUAACAGAAAAGAAACGUAAAAUGUUAAAACAUGAUAUGCAAAACCAUUUUUUCCCAUACCUAUGAUGUAGGCAAUGAUCAUCAUCACUGCUAUAAUUCAAAUCAUCUAAAACUACUACUAUCAGAAUCAUGUGUUGGAUCUAAGUACUUUAAAUCAAUAGAAAUAUUUAUUAACUUAGUUUUCUAAAUGUCGUUCUUCAAAAAUGUUCUGCCUCUUUUUUAAGACCACUCCAAAUUACAGCCAAAUUUUAAUAUUAAUUUAAAAUUUGAAAAACUGAGGUUUUACUGGUUUACAAAUUAAAGAAGAAAAAUAUACCGUUUGCUUAAGAAAAAACUGAUGAAGCAUUUAUACUUAUUUUCAACAAAAAUUUAUUCCUGUUUUUUCAGCGCCUGGAAGAGUAUGAGGGACGGGUCAAACAUUUGAGUGAACAACUUGACCAUGAACUUAGCAUCCACCGAGACAUGGCUCAGCGAGCCAAGAGGUUUGAGGUUGAGGCAGCUGAUCUUGCAGAGAGAUUGCGAAGUGCAGAAGGUGAGCUUUCUGCUGGUGAUUGCCUAAGGGAUGGGUUCAAGUUUGAUAAGGAAAAGGUAAGUUGCUAUAAUUUGCUAAAUGUACAAAAAAUUUAAUACCAUUUUCAUCAUUGAAUUUUCAUUUUUCGUUUGAUUUUUUUUUUUCAUCAAAAUAAUCUAAAAAUUCCCAUUACCCAUUUAAGUGAUAAAAAUAUCAAAUUGAUAGGAAUAGAAACACAUUUUAUUUAAAUUAUACAAAAUUCAAUAUUUAAAGUGAAAAAAAAUAAUUUUUCUAGUACUUGAGAGGUCUACAGAAACUUGGUGAAAUUAUGAAAAUGGAUCGCAUUUCCCUUGACCUUGGUCUUGACCUUACAAUGGACGCACUUGUCGCCCGUGCUGAACAGUUAAUGAAACUUGAGGCUGAUGCUCUUGCUGAUAAGUCAACUCAUGUGUACAAUCUUCAACGCAAGGUUAGUGUGGCCAGCAUAUUACGAACUCUAUCUCUUGUAAAUAUGGAGCUCUCAAUAUAUACUAAUAUUUGAAAAAAUUUUCAAAAAUGUAAGAUUGUAAAAAAUGCACAGUAUAUCCAUUUGUUAAUAACCUUGAAUAUAUUUCUUUCUUGUAUUUUUAGUUGAAAUCCCUCAAGGAGCAACUGGAGAGCAAAGAUCUCCACAUCGACUUGCUGAGAAAGAAAAUGACAAAUCUUGAAGAGCGUGUUCAUGGCAGGAUUGACAUUGAGAAGCAACGUGAGUCUGAAAGUAUCAGAGUUCAGAAGCUCGAGAAACUGGUUGAAAAAUAUAAACUUCAGCUGCAAGACUCAAGACAUGAGGUCCAAAAUUUAAAAGCUCAAUUACUGGGAUCUGGGGAACUCAAGGUACAGGAGUUAAGGAAAUCAAAGAUUAUAUAAUUUAAAUAUAAUCGCAUGCAUUACUAUUUGUUCAAACAUGAUUGUAGUUUUUUUUGUUUGUUCAGAUUUGACUUUGAGUUUUACUGUUAGUUCAAAUAUGAUUGUAGGAUUUUACUAUUUGUUCAAAAUGACUGUAGUUUUUUUGUAUUGAUUGUUCAAAUAUGACUGUAGUUUUUUUGUAUUUAUUGUUCAAAUAUGACUAGUUUUUUUGUAUUGAUUGUUCAAAUAUGACUGUUAGUUCAAAUAGGAUUGUAGUUUGUUUUUACUGACUAAUAAGUUGGUGAGUACUUAAUGAAUAAACUAUAAAUCUGUUUUUAAUAAAUAAAAAAAGGAUUUAAUCUAACUAUGUUUAUUGAAUUAAAUGUUUUUACUUAGAAAAAAAAAAGAUAUCUAAGACAUAUGAUGAGAAAAUAUUAUAUUGAUUUAGACCUAAGCAGUUAAGAAGUUUAAGGUGUUAAAGUAACUACAUUUUCAAAAUUAUAUAACAGUAUAGGACUCAAAAGUAGUAAUUAAAAUUAAGCCAUAAAUUUUGUUUUUUAAUAUGAAAUAAAGAAAAACGUAAAAACUAUCUUAAAGCCUAUAAGGCGUGUAACACAUAACUCAUAUUAAAAUUAUUCAGGUCCGCACACUUGAGCAACGUAAAGACAUUGAGGAGCUUGCAAGACAAAUUGAAGAACUUGAAGAAGUGAGAAAACGACAAUCGAGGAAGAUUUUAGAACUGAAAUCAGCUGUCGACAACAAUGAGUCAUCUCUGCAAGAAAAGAAAGUUGCUUCUGAAAAUGCAGUUCAAGCCCUGAGCAGCGAAUUACGGACCACAAAGAAUGCCUUGGAUACACUGAAAUACAGAGAAAAACAGGUAAAAAUGGCAUUUUGUACCUAUACUUUUAAAAUACAUGUUUUGUAUUUAGAGAGACAUAAGUAGAUCUUCACAAUACAUAUUAUAUGGUUGAUUUAUGUAUUGAUCUAAAAAUAAAAAAGGUUUAUAUGCUCAAAGCAAAGACAUCGCUAUAAAUGUUUGUGCAUUUUGUUGUUAUUGAAUGAGUUAUACAUUCAAUUGAUUCAACAUUUGUUUCUCUAAAUGAAAAAUUGUUUUAUGUGCUAUUGAUUGGCUGAACAGAAAAAAAAUAGUAGUAACUAAUAAAAUGACCAUUGUCAACAUACAACAUUACUCGUAGUUUAACAGCUGAAUAUAUAUAUAUAUAAUGUAUUUCUUCAUUGUCAGUUGGUAGACUUCCGAACUGUUGUGGCUCGCAUGCUUGGCCUUGACAUCAACACCUUAGCUGUCCCUGAUUAUGAAAUCAUCACCCGUCUUGAGAAACUAAUCCAAGCACAUCAUACAACAGCUUUCACAACUCUCUCCUUGGAGGAAGCUCUCCAGGAUGUUGAGGAUGGCAGUGCACAAGAUUACCGCCGUGUCUUAGAGACUACAGAUCCAGUUAUUGCCAGAUCCAGAGACAGGUCAAGGCGGAAAGCUGCAAAGUUACGGACCCGAGCACGGUCAGUGUCUCCUAUGAGACGUGAUCCCAGAGUUUAUUAAAUAUUAAUGUUUUCCUUAUCCUCGAGUACAAAUUGUGGUUUUGAAAAUUCUUCCAAGAAAAGUAGCUACUUCAUUUUUUGGGUGAGCUAUCUUCUUAGAUAAGCAAGACCACUCAUUUUAGUAAAUUAAAUUGAGUAAAUUUAUGAAUUAGGGAAAAUUUGUGAGCCAAAUAAUAAUUUUUACAUCCUUUUGUGUACUAAUAAGUAAAAAGGUAUAUUUUAAAAAUGUCAUGUUAAUUUUUUUUAAAUAUCUCCAAAAAUUUUGACAGAAAAACAGUGACAGAUAAUGUACAAUUUCUUUGUGAUAAGUGCUCUCAGACAUAUUCUUUAAUGCUCAUUGUCUCAGCUUUACACUAUUUAUAAUAUAUAUUUUUUUAAAUUACUUAUUAUUAAAAAUUUUUUAUUGAAGGAUAUGAUUUAAAUAAUGUUCCGAGUCAUGGGUUACAUUUAGUGACAAGAAAUAAGAAAUUUAAAUCUUGAGGAUUUUUUUUCUCUUAAGAUUGUAGUUUAUUUCCUCAGACAUAAAAGAGGAUUUUUAAACAUUUUAUCUUUUAGUAACAGUCCUGGCCAUUUUUCAAUCUGAAUGUUUUGUUAUAAAGCAAAAAUAGAAAAUGUUAUAAUAAAAAUUCAAUUAAGUGUUAACAUGAAGGAUGCGACGAGUCUUAAUAAAAUAACAACUUUUUCACCAAAAUUUGGGUAUUUGUCAUUCUCUAUUAUGAUAUAAAGAUUUAGUAUUUCAGUCUUUUUAAUUAAUCGUUUUAUUUUAGUUUUAAUAGAGCAUUUGACAAUCUCAGAAAUGUCAUUUUAUUGGUUAUUGAAGAAACAAAAACAUAUCAGUUUUAAAUAUAGAUAAAGUAUUAAUGUAUUUACGGGGUUGAUACUAGCCCCUUGUUUUACAACUGUGAGUGAUAUGACAAUAGGGACUGGUUCCUUGUUAUUAUUUUUUUAUAUAAAAAAUUAUUUUUAUUGGCCAAAUACAAUUAAAUACAUAAUACAAUAAAUAAUUAAAAUAGUUUUAGACAUUAUGUAAAUUAUUCAAAUAUUAUUUUUUAUAACUUCUUUUUCUACUUUAAUUAAAGUAACAAAAUUAUCAGUUAUUUUAAUGGAUAUUUAUAAAGUACAGAUAGGUGCAAAAUUAUUUUUAGAAAUUGCAUUUGUGAAUAUUUCUUUGAUGUCUGUUGGAUUAUGUGUACAUGUGAUGAUUUGUGGUCCAUCAAGUCAUUUUUAAAAAACCAUAUAAGGACAAGAGCUAUUUUAAAAGACUCUGUAUAACAUUUUACUGAAUAAUUCAUAAUAUAUCAAUGUUAUGUCAAAUUUGUGGUUCUGAUUGAAACUGUAAAUACAGAAACAUUAACAUUCCCUUUUAAUGAUUUAUUAUCAUUUUUUGAGUGAUUAAAACAAUCUCAGGUACUGAUUAAAUAAAGUAUAGUUUGGAUGAAAAAAGUAUCAUUAAAUAAAUCGAUAAAUAAAUAAAUAUGUUUGUUAAAGAAGAUGAAAUCAAAUUUUAAAAAAGAACACUGUAAAUUUGGUUAAGAUUAUUUUUUUUAAAAAUUACAGUGCAAGCAUUCCCUUUUUUAACUAAAGAAUUUAAGUGGAAAGCUCUUCUUAUUUGUUUUAAUUAUUCAGUUACCUUGACUUUACUUAUUUUGUUUUUGUUACUGCAGCUAUAGAUGUUGAAAUACCUAGAAGUGGCACAUUUUAUAGAUACACACUGUCAACAAAGAUACAGUUCAAAAUCGUUUAGAAAAGCCAGACCAUGUUCCACAUUUGAUAAUACAAUUCAAGAGGUUAAAAUAAUGAUUUAUUGUUAAAGAGAUUUUCCAUGUAAAUUUUAAAUGUUUUCAGACAACAACAAAAAAUCAAUCUACAUUGAUAUAAAGAUAUUUAUUUGCUAGGCUAAAAAAGUGACUUCAAAAUUAUAUUCCAUUGAUUGGUUUUUUUUUGUUUCUUUGAAUCAAUCAUAACUUUUGAAUUAAUGUAGAUGUAAGUUUUACCCUUUUAAAUAAUAUGUAGGCCUACUUUGUUGUAAAAUUAUCUGGAAAUUUUAUGUUCUUACCCUCUCUUUAUGAGCCAAAAUAUGUUAUAAAAAUUAAAUUCAUUUGUUAUCCAUCCUUUUCAUAUGAAUAAAUAAAUAUGUCUACAUUGCUUUCAUCCAUAAAAUAACAUCAGAAAACUACCAAAUUAUAAUGUGCCUUGAAAAAAAAAGAUCAUUGGAAACAUUUUUAGCUUGAAGCCUUUUAGAUUGGAUGAAACUACCCCAAGCACAGAAGUUAAAAUUUUCAUAGUGAGUCCGAAGAGCAUUGUUAAAACUGAAGAAGAAAAAUACUGUUGAGCAGAGUGUUAUAAUGUUGUUUGCCAUUGUUCUUUACUUACAACUUAUUGGUAAAAAAUUUCUAUAUUUCUAUUCUCAACUUUAACCAAUGUUGUUAUGUUUAUUUUAAAAAAAAUUAAUUACAAAGUAACUGCCGUUUAAAUUUCUACUUGUAAAUAAUGGAACCACCUAUUUUUUUUGUUGAAAAGCAAAAUUUUUGUUUCAACUUUUUCAUAAGACUGCAUAUGUCAACAAUGAAAAUUAUUCUUUAAAAUAAUUCUUUUUUAAGUGUUGGUGUUUUGAAUCAAACAAUAAACUAUUAUUUGCAUUGUAUCAAGUCCCUUACUACAGUAACCUUGAGCAUAACUGAACAAACCUUAGAAUUUUCAAUUGAAUAAUAUAAUUAAUUUGAAUAAUACGAUUAUAAUAAUGUCUUAGUUUAUAUCUAUUUAUAUCUAUCUAUGUAAUACUUUUAUAUAUAUAUAUGUUACGUACUGUAAUAUAUAUAUUCAAUCUAAAUAAAUUAUUAAUGUACUGUGAAUCUAUGACAACAAUGAAUUUGUGUAUUGUGCAUUUGUAUUUGAAUGUCUUAAUUUCAGUUUCCUAACUCUUAAAAUACAAACUUACAUGUAAUUUUAAUUCUGAUUUGAUGAUUUCAUCGAUGCCUAUAUUCUUUAUGAAUGAUAACUUUCUUUCAAUCACCUACCAAUAAAGUUUAUUAUAACAUUUUUUAUAUGCACACAUCAGUAAAUAAAUAUAAUUUCUUUAGUAAAUAAAACUUAAUGUCAU